Molecule: messenger RNA, 2155 nt
Organism: Rhopilema esculentum
Lineage: Eukaryota; Metazoa; Cnidaria; Scyphozoa; Rhizostomeae; Rhizostomatidae
Product: retinoid isomerohydrolase
Biological process (GO): carotene catabolic process
Molecular function (GO): carotenoid dioxygenase activity
Source: RefSeq, a predicted model, not a curated record
AUGAUUACGUGCUAAGGACCAUUACUUUCGUGAACGUGCAGAAUCAGGGGGCAGCAUCGCAAAGUCAAGAGACCCAGCAUAAAUAUAAUCGAAAUUGAAGGCCGAGGCAGACGUCUACAGGAGCGCAAGCGCAUAGCUGCUUACUCUGUGACCAGCUCCGUAACUUGUUUCUGAAAGAAAUUCUCGCUGCUCCUUGUGAAAUCCAAAGUCAAUAAUCAAAGAUAGUCUGGACCAAAGACGAUGGAUAUUGUCAAUACAUUGAUUGCAUUUUCGCUUUUGGUCAGCGUUUUUGGAUACGAUCCAAACUAUCGCAACAUUUUCUACCAAACAACAAAAGAGGUUCAGAAUCAGCCUCUUUCCGAUAUCACUGGAGAGAUCCCCAGUUGGAUUGAAGGGGACUUCGUGCGCCAAUCAUGUGCUUCUUAUGGGGAUAUAGAUGGACCACGAGAAGACUGGAUACCUCACAUGUUUGACUGCAUUUCCAUGGUCGGACGCUAUGAGUUCAAAAGUGGCAAAAUGAGAUAUUCUAAUAGAUUUUAUGACACGAAGGAAACACGCAUUUGGAAACACUAUAAUCACAGUAUAGGGAAGGCCAAAGUUGGUUGGAAUACAGUGUUCUCUCCAAUAGAUCUUCCUGCAUACGUGAAAAACAUGGGGAUGCAGUACAAUGAGACAUUGUGGGCGACACCAAACAUUGUUUUCUGGCGGUCACGGCCUGAAGAUCCAGUCUUUGCAAUAACAGAAUCACUAGUGGGUCCUGCAGAAUUAACAGUCACCCCAGAACUUGAUGUGCUUGGAAAUUAUGUUGGGAAGUUUCAUGAUAAAGGGUUCCCAAGUAACACUACUCAUGAUUUUGUUAACAGUCCGGCGCAUGAACAGCGAGAAAAGGAUGGAACGAUCUGGCAUUCAACUAUGGACAUCGAAAGAGCCUCUCCAACAAAACCUGACAAUUUGGAAGCUGCCAUUAUUGUCUACAAUAUGAAAGGGCCUAAUCGUACUGUAGUGGCUCGCCAUGUCCUUGGAAAGUACAAUCUCACAAAGUGUCGUCUAGGACUGAGUCUAGAUGACAUCAAAAUCAUGCCAGGGUAUCAUCACUACAUAGAACUAACAAACAACUAUGCAAUUGUCCCCCAAUCUUCUUUUCUCUUUGAUUACUGUCAACACUACGCAAAUAUAAGAAAACCUAUGGGCUAUUUCCCGCGCUCUUUCAAAUUCUACAAAGACUUUAACUCAAGCCUUCUUUUCUUUGAUCGAAGUAACAUGUCAAAUGUGCACAGAGUAUUUCUUCCCUUCGCAAGAUUCUUCACUCACAGCCUGAAUGCCUUCGAAGAUAGCAACUACAUCUACCUGGAUACAAUGGCCUACCAUAAUACUGAUCUUUACGUAAAAGCUUUUUCAGUCUUCGAGUCUAUGAAUGGCUAUAACUGGAGCACAUCCUUUAUUCGUAUUGCCAUUAACAAGAAUACAUGGUCUUAUGAUCCUUCUUUGAGUGGCUCUCUCACUCAAACUGAGCCUUAUGGAAAAGCCGAAUUCGCACAGAUAAAUUCUGAUAGAUUCCAUAACAAAGACUACACAUAUGCUUACUUUGUCAGCAACCCAGUAACCCGAGACACUCGCAUCGCCAAGUUAAACGUGAAGACAAAGCAAAUAACUUACUGGGUUCCGCCAGUUGGAUAUUAUCCCCAAGAGCCUAUAUUUAUGCAACCGGACGAAGCGUUGGGUGAGGAUGAAGGCGUAAUUUUAUGCUCCGGUCCUGUUUCUGAUACAAUACCAUCUUCAAGCUUCCUAGCUGUUCUCAAUGCAACGGACAUGAAGCUUAUUGCAAUGGUGAAGAAUCCCAAUACUGGCUUAAUAAGUCUUCACAACAGAUUUUACAAGCGGUUAGCCUCGAACCCACAAACAUCUUCACCAAUACCUUCAAAGGUUCCUUCGACAAUGAAGAGCACCAGCGCACCAUCAUCGGGUGUUACCAUUUUUGUCACAUACGCUUCCUUUGCUUCAGUUUUCUUGGUUCUAUUCCAGCUAUUUAUUUAGACUUUUAAAAUUAUAUAGAAGGAUUUGAGUUUUCUGUAACCAAAGAAAAUUUGCUUUUUUGUGUAAAUGCUUUUAUAGUUGUAGCUCACGAUUAGGCCAUUAGGCGAAUUGUCACAGGAUA